UAACAUAAUCAGUGAUACAUCUUCGUGUCGUGUUAAAAAUAUGUAUAAUAUAUAACUGUUGCAAAUUGUUUUCAUUUUCACUGCCACAGAAGAUAUUAAAGCUAGAAAUAUAGACAUGGAUAAAUUUACACACUUUAUUCAGCUUUUGAUAGUGUUCGGAGGUCUAGUGCUUAUAGACGCACAAUAUCCGUAUCCACAGCCAGGUUAUGGACGAAGACGAAUCAUCCGUCCUAGGCUCGAUAUGUAUCCAAGAUACCCAGUGGAUCCCUAUUCCUACCCUCGUCGUUCUGUGCUGGGACGGACUAUUAUAAGAGAUCCUUUCAAUGAUGGUGUAGGAGGAGUAGGACGCCCAGCUAUUGUAGAUACCAGGUCUCGUGUUGAUGAUCAAACUUUAAAUGUAGUUAACAACAACAACAAUGAAAACAUUCAACAAGAUUCAAAUAACGUCGUGGUGAAUCAAUCAUCCGGACGUUCUACAUGCACAGAUAAUUGCUACACUAACCUAUGCCCGCAAUACUACACAUGUGUUGAUGAUUCUUCUUGCACAGGAGGAAUGUGCCAACCUGCAGUAUUAAUGGGACAAGGAGGAUUAAUGGGACGAGGAGGAAUAAUGGGACAAGGAGGAUUUAUGGGACAAGGAGGAAUAAUGGGACAAGGAGGAUUAAUUGGACAAGGACAUUUACAUUAAUUUUUAAACAUGUUUAUUUCGUCUCUUAUUCCACAAGAACAAUGGGUGUCCACACGCUAGUAUUAUUAUAUACUAAAUGAAAAGAUGACAAAUGACGAACUUGAAAUUUCAUUUGUCUGUCUGUAGGAGGUUACAGCUAAGAUAGUUCCAUAUACUUUUCGAUGAUAUUUAUAUUUAUUAAAGCUAUAUGCUGUGCUGUGGACUAUUGAAAUAUUAGAGAGAAAUAUAUCUGUUUACAUACUGGUUGGAACUACACUUGAAUGUUGACGAAUUGGAAUUACAAAUAAUCGGUAAUUCUGGUAGUUUACAACAAAUAUAAUCGAUAAAGGCAAAGACGUAUUCCAUUACUGCAAGAACAUAAAAAGGGACGCACCAACUUAAUAUAAUAGCAUUCAAUAAAUAUUGUAUAUAUUUUCACAAUAAACACUGUGACAUCAUAGUUUUUGCGCUGACGUCAUGGUGUUGUGCGUGUACACUAUGUGUAAUAUUGAUAUGUUAAUUUCUACUCCUCAUACUCGGGUGAGACAUCAAUGGUAAAGAAUAUGCUGAUAGCACUACUUGUACUACUACCAAUAUUUCUAAGUUAUUUACAACAAAUAAAUAUUCUCUACUUCCAAAGGAUCUUUUUACAAAUUUUAUUGACUGCUGUAAAGACCACGUGGAUAGAUAUUGCGAUAAAGUAUAUUUGAUCUCUGGUAUACACGUUUUUGGUCGAUUAAAAAAUACUUGCGAAAUCAUAAACAAGUUUGAAAAAAAAUAAUUAUAAAGGUUUUUGAGUCAGUUCAUGUGAUUUCUCUAUUUGUAUACCAUUUUACCACAUGAUAAUAAUAAAUGACAAAUUAACUUACUUUUAUUCAAAAAACCUUUGCCAAGCGGAAUGCUACAUUUCUUGCCUGCAGUUUCAAUAAAACAUGAGAACUAGUCACGAAAUUUUUAAAGAGCUUUCCUUUUUUAUUGAACAACAUUUAGUAUUCCCAUGGAAACAAUUGCAGUCCUUGUCGCAUAUUUGUUUUAUAACGUGUCGAAAGAGAUUUUAUGUUUAGCCUUUCUCCAGAUAUUCAGGCUACCAUUAUACAUUGCAACUGCAUGUAACGAUACAUCCUUCUAUCUUGACGAUAUUCUUGAUAUGGACAAUCCGUUUUAUAUUCAAUUGGUGGAUUUCCUCAGGAGCUCAAAUGAAAUAAAACUAACAAUUCGGAUACUACUGCUUCAGUUUUAUAUUUACAUCUCUCUACUCAUGACACUUUAUACAUACCUAAAUUGAUGACAAGAGGGAUUUUAAUUUUAGCAUUGUAAUUUUCCCCUAUUUCGAAGGAGGUGUUUCACAGGCAACAUCUCAUGGGAUGGAUAUAUCUGAAUUUGUCCGGCUUGCCGGAACGAAUUUUCAAUGAAGCAUUCUUUUCAUUACAAAACAAAUGUCUUCAUCAACGUUAUAAAAAUUACGUACAUAUUUGCUCAUAUAUAUUAUCUGAUUAAGAUCUGGUUUUUAUAUUUAAUAGUAACUUAAAGACAUUUUUGCGGGAAGGUAUAUAUUAAACCCCGAUUUUUAUGGGGAUGUUGUUUACAAACUUCAUAAGUGUUUGGGUGUUUGUAUAUUUCUAACUGUAGUCGGUUAAGUCAUACAACGUUUUAUUGAAAAUGUUAUGACCCAACUGUUUCGAGAACCACUUCAUGUUUAAAGUUCAACUCUUUUUACAGCUGUACACUACGCUUUCCUCUUUGAUUGAGUCUGUCCAAACAGGCGGAAGACUCUAUGAUGGGCAACUUUAAAUCCCAUCGGGACUGAUAGUUGUGGCGCAGUGUAUUCUUGUGGAUUUUUCCCUUUGCUUUGAAAAUUCAUGAUUUUUAUGAAAGAUUUUGUGUUGGCCAUCAGUAUGGUUGCCAUCUUGAAUUUUGUUAAAAAUGGAUGCCGUAUUUCAUUAAGUACACCGUCAAUUCAAUGCAGCCUUCAAAUAAACACGAGCCUCGGUCUCCGAGUUGAUAAGGUAGCUAACUUUGAAUCACGCUUUCACCGAUGAGGGUUCGAGCAUCGAUUGUUGUGUUGAAUUCUUCAUGUUAGAAAACCAUCCAGCUGGCUCACGGAUGGUCGAUGGUUCAACCCAGGUGCCCGCCAGUAAUGAAAUAAUGCAAGAAGGAGGACCUGGGGUCUUCCUCCACCAGCAAAAGCAGGAAUGACGCCAUAUGAUCUUUCAUUGUGUCCAUGUGACGGCAAGCCCAACAAAAAAGCAACAAAUCAAAUAACCUGUUUUUCCAACCCUCUCAACAGGUUUUCUAAACGCUAAAACAGGAAGUCUGACAGUGUCAUAAAUUUGGAGACAGUUGUAGAUUAUGUUGUAUGUGGCAACUUGAAAGAACAUAAUUUUUCCUUGUCGACCUGCGCUUAAUAAGUUGCAUUUCACAAUAGACAGAAUUAAAGACGUAUGAACUCACAUUAGCAUGGAGGUUAUUCGUAAUGAAUAUGAUUGAGUCCGAGAUGGCAGCACCCUAGUGGUAAUCGGAUUCGUUUGACAUUUCCCGUGUCCAUUACCUACUCAGUCAAGUGUGAACUGUCAACCAUAUGUGUUCCUUCUCUUAAGAAGAAACAAUUAUUAUAUAUUAAUUUGACUUAUCAUAUAUGCUGUUUGCAAGUUAAACUUUGUUUUGAAACACUAAAUUUCUCAAAUAGAAAUGAUAAUAAGAACUGCGAAAUGACAUAAUUUUAAUGUAUAGUUCUAAGUAUACCUAGCUCCCCUCUCCCCAUUGGAGAACUGAAGCAUCUCUAAUUGUUUUAUUUCAUUGUUUAAACUAUUUAGUGAUUUGACCGGAAUGCCAUUGUUUUCUUUUGUUACAUUUGUAAAUAUGUUAAAACCAUAUUGCUUAUACCUGGGUGAAUUAAAAGUUUUGUUCUGUU
This is a messenger RNA of Mercenaria mercenaria, 3578 nucleotides long. RefSeq lists its product as uncharacterized. Bases 116 to 688 code for a protein of 190 amino acids. The record is from RefSeq and is a predicted model, not a curated record. NCBI's taxonomy places the organism in Eukaryota, Metazoa, Mollusca, Bivalvia, Venerida, Veneridae. The transcript has 4 exons.